This is a messenger RNA of Cladocopium goreaui, 737 nucleotides long. The record is from the annotation of a GenBank genome assembly. NCBI's taxonomy places the organism in Eukaryota, Dinophyceae, Suessiales, Symbiodiniaceae.
GGGCAUAAUCCUCGUGUCCAUGGUCGAUGAUGAUGAGGUGCUGUGAAGGAUGCGCAGAUACACUACAAUGAUUCGAAGGCAGUUGACUAUGAGUCCACCUUUCGAGGAUUCGCCUUUGCUGCUGCCUUCUCAGCUUUGCGCUUUUCGGCAGCAACACCUCUGCAGUCAGGUUGUCUUCGCAGAUAUCAAACGAGACACUUCGGAAGAUAUCGCCAGCUUGCCGACCCUCAGCGUCAAGAAGAAUCAGACGAGAUGCUGGUGGACAAAGCUACACCGCUAUCAUUUAAUCUGGAUGGAGAUGGACUGCAUAUGUGGGAAGGAACUCGAACUUCGCUUUGGAGGUUUGGCACGACUGCCAUUUCUGGAUGUUGAAGCAGUCUGCAACGACCUGGCCUUCAAGCUGCAGCUUCCUCUUGCAUUCCGGCGUGAUGCCAGUUUCCGAAUGGGAGCCUUAGCAGCUGCUGGGAUGGCAUCCAUAUGCUUGCGCAUUGCCUCUCCAACCUUGGAUGGAAACCAGAAUGACCGAAUGCGCUUGAGCUGUUGCCUGCAUUGGAUUGUUGAUGCACUAUCAGAUUUGCCACAUUGCCAAAAUCAAGAAGGAGCAGACGCUGGGCAUGUGGCGCCAGUGGCUUCUGUUUGCCAAAGCAGCGCAUGAGGACUGUCCAUCCACGAAUCGUUGUUCCAGGGACUCUGCGGCAGAACCCUUCCAUUCCAACGGCCUGGCAGCUGAAUAAUUG